AUGGGCUACGACCAGGGCCUGCCUCCCCAUGGCGCCUCCUGGCCGCAGCAAUCCAACUAUGACCCAUACUCCUACGCCUACGCCUACGCCUACGCCUGCCACAGCGCCGCUGCCACCUCAUACAACCACCAGCCGCCCCCACCGGGAACAGAGCAUGCUGCUCCCGCGGCCGCCUCCUCGUCGUGGUCGUCCGCAGCGGGAGCAUCGAACAACGUCGUAGUGGGCGGGCCAGGGGCGAACCCUUUAGCCGUUUCCGCGCUGUCGCAGCCGACCAGCUUCGCCACCUCGAUCGGGUGGUCCGGGCGCGACGUGGGACACCUGCCGUACUACGAUCCGCAGUACCCGCCGGCGCAGCAUCCCACAGCGGUCGGGGGUAUAGGUACGCUCAUGGGUGGGGGCAGAGGUGGAAGCCCUAUGUAUCAUCCUCUUACAUGGAAUGCAGGAAUUACAUCACCAUGUGGUAGAGGCCGAGGCCGAGGCCGAGGCCGAGGGCGUGGAAACAAGAGCAGUGAUAGGCAGUUAGCCAUUCGAGCAUCUGGUGGAUCAUCUGCAUCAGAGGCUCAGCCCGAAACUGUGUGUGCACCAGCACAUGUAAUGCAAGCUACAACCACCAAUUUCACACCGGGUACUGUAGUUCCAGCUGCUUGGUGUGAUAUAUGCCGAGUGGGGUGUAAUAGCAAGGAAAUCCUUGAGCAGCACAAAAAUGGAAAGAAGCAUAAACGGACUGUGCAGAGAAUGCAAGAUAUGGUUCGCCUGCAAGGUAUGACUCCUGCUAUAGCUGACAUGGGUGCUCCUUCAUCAACAUCUUCUCAGUUGGCUCAAGUAGAAGGCCCCUCUACUGCAGUACAUAUGGUCCCACCUCUUGGUUCAACCAGCAUUGGUGGGGAGCACAAAGACUUGGCUCCUGAAAAUGUUGUAGCUUCAGUUUCUGGAGGGCAAAUUACUGAGGUGACAGGCAGUUCUUCCAAGCAAAACACAACACAUCAUACAGCAGAAGAUGGUCACAGUGUUGAAGCACAGGUAGAACUGCAUGUUGCUGUUCAAGCUUAUCAGCCUUCAAAUGAGAUGAAAGAUGGCGGUGAAGCUCCACCAAAUGCAGUGGAAGCAAGGAUGGAUGUCAACGGCAACAAGAAUGGCCCAAAGAGGAAAAUGACAGGAGUUGGCCGUGGUGGAAAGAAGCUGAGAGUGUGUCAAGCCCCGCGGCAAAGGCCUGAGCGACCGCAACGACCGCCGAAUCGCCUCGCCAUGACGAACGCGGUGGCAGUGGAGCCGGCGCCGCUCGUGCGGGCCCACGCCUGCACGGCUGCCGCCUCCUUCCCGCCCCCGCGCCGUCGAAGAGCUGCUGGAGCUAUCAGGGCGUCUCCCGCAUCCGGCCGGACCGAGGGCGCCGGUGAGCUCCCCGCCCCGCUCCUCCCGAACGCGCGGCGACGGGGACGCGACCCGCUCUGGCACGGCGGCGGGUUCAGCCUCGGCGUCGACCUCGGUGACGCCCGCACCGGCCUCGCCAUCGGGAGGGGAAUCACCCUCCCUCGACCCCUCACUGUUCUGAAGCUCCGCGGGCAGAAGCUAGAGCUUACGCUGCUCGACGUGGCUCGGCAGCAGGAGGCGGACGAGCUCAUCAUUGGGCUUCCCGUGUCCGCUGAUGGGAGGGAGACACCGCAGUCCAACAAAGUGCGGAGCGUCGUCGGGAGGCUCGCCGUCCAAGCGGCCCAAAGCAGGGGCUUGAGGGUAUAUCUGCAGGAUGAAUAUGGAACGUCCACGGACGCCCUAGAUUACAUGAUCUCCAGGGGUGUUAAGAAGUCUGCCCGUGAUACCAAAUCUGAUGCAUAUGCUGCUGUGAUGAUUUUGAAGAGAUAUUUCACGUCAUCAGGUCAAGGGGCUAAGAUUGUUCUUCCCAGGCAACCAGAAUUACAGGACAAGUUAAUACUAGUUCAGUCUAGGCAAGAUGCUGAAAUUUAG
Miscanthus lutarioriparius is the source of this 1959-nucleotide messenger RNA. The record is from the annotation of a GenBank genome assembly. NCBI's taxonomy places the organism in Eukaryota, Viridiplantae, Streptophyta, Magnoliopsida, Poales, Poaceae.